Molecule: messenger RNA, 6681 nt
Organism: Symbiodinium sp. CCMP2592
Lineage: Eukaryota; Dinophyceae; Suessiales; Symbiodiniaceae
Source: the annotation of a GenBank genome assembly
AUGUCAGGCAUCUCCCCACCAUCAGAAGACCGAAGCCGAAGCCGGACAUCAGGGGAAUCCUCCUUUAGCGACCCAGAGCUUUGUAGCGGUCAGGCCUUCGUCCCGGCCGCAGCAACCAUUCUUAGGAUCCGCGAACCAGCCCCCACACCACAAAGGAAUGAGGGGUAUAGCUCGUCCUCCGCGGCGUCUCCCCCACAAAGGGGUCCCGAGCUUAGCGCAACACAAGCAACCUUUCUUGCAGGUGCUGCCGUGACACACGCCCACCACGCCUCCGGCGUUGCCUUGGGUGCUGCGUCCCUCGCGCACCAGGCUGCAGAAAGGGAACAGCAAACAGUUACUCAAGCUAGGGAGGCCGUAAUGCAAGCUAGCUUUCAAGCUGCAGCGGCCGAGGCACAAUACCGCGACGAGGCCCAGUCGAUUGCACGAGCUGCGCAGGGUAUCGUGGAUGAUGCUAGGUUUCGAGAAGCUAGCCUUAGGCAAGAAGCCCAAUCCGCCAUCGACGCCACCACUCGUGAGGCUCAACAACGGGGGUUUAUCAGAAGCUCUCCGGCAAGCCACUUUGGCACGAGAGCAGGCUGUGACGCUGAUAUUGUGAGGCUAGCAGAUGAGAUGGAGUCGAUGCAGCGGCGUCACGAGGAGGCAAUGGCCGUUAUGGCCGAGCGAUACCGUGAUCUGUCUGCCAAGUUUGUGGAAAGUAGCAACGCCCAAGCGCAGCGAACCCCCACAAGAACCCGUCUCUCUUUUCCGGAGAUGUCUUUCUCCCCGGAUACAAGCCAAAAUGAUGCGGUCCAACAGCCCACAACCCCUGUGAUUGAACCAGUGCCUGAGGAACAAGAGACCUUAAGCACCCCGCUUGUUGCACAACCAACAGGUGAGAGCGAUGCGCCCCAAGAGGGUGCAGCCGCUGGCGCACCAGGGGGGGAGGCCAGCUCAGGGUCUCCCGAAGAUCCACAGCCUACUUCAGUAGACCAAAGGGUUGAUGAAUUGGCUAAGUUGGUUUCCGAUCUAGCGAAGUUGGUCGCAGCUAGUGCCGCGCAGUCUGGUAGUGCAGCCGCGCCUUCGGGUGCAGCCCCAAGCGCACCAGCAGAAGCACAGUCCGACCCACCACCUCAGGUACCCACGUUGAACCUAGGAGGCACCACUCAAGCCACAGCGCCCCCAGGCUCACCAGGAUCAGGCGGAUCAUCCAGCUCAUCGUCCUCAUCUGAUUCCUCAGCAAGGUCCGAGCACCCAGCAUGUAGGAUGUGUGGUUCUAAGAAACACGCAGAAGAGGAGUGCCCAGAGCUCACCUGCAACAAAGAUGGAGGUGAUGAUCCAGCCCCUGACGGUGAUGGGGCCGCAGCUUCAAGCGCGGCGGCUCCAAAGACCAAUGCAGAGCUUGAGGAGGAGACCAUCAGAGUGAAGUCGCUUUCUGAUUUAUCCUUCCCAAACCCGCCACAAAACGCAGCGCAAGCGAGGGGGUUUGUGAAUCAGACUUUGAUGGCCAUUGGAAAGCUCCAGAAGACCCCAGGCGAUGAGGUGUACAUCUGGGCACAAGAUUGCCUCAAGAAGGAACCUGCCGCACUUUGUAAGGACGGGCGCUUCCCUCGCCUUGACCGCGAGAUCGCCGCCAAGCUUAUCAAAGUGUGUCGCCACGGUCGCUUCGGGUUGCUUUUUCAGCAGAUGGUUGAGUCUGAAAGGCUUAAGUCGGGUGGCAUGCCCAAUGGGCGCUGCAUGCUGCGCGCCAUAUACAGUCACUUCCAGUUGGAACGUGAUCGUAUGGGUAUGUUAGCGGAACGUAACCUCCUGAACAUUAGGAUCGGAGGGGAUGGUAUUUCCCACCUGGAGGCAUUUCGUGAUAAGUAUCACUACGUCGCCAAUACCAUUCCUGUAGAGGACCUUCCUAAGGACAGUACGAUCUUCAAUCAUCUUAUCGAUGAGUUCGAAAAGGUUUCAGUUCUUAAGCCCAAGGUAGAGAAGGCGAGGGAAGCAAGGCCGGGAUCACACCGUCGCACCGCCGCAUGGUUGUGGAACCGCGUGGACAUUGCAAUCGACUUGCACCAGCAGCGUGUCAAUCGACAGGAGUUCGAUAAGUCCUUGCAACAGAAGCCAGAGACCUUGACUUCCACCUCCCAGCCUUCAAAGCCAAGCGUGCCCGCAACACCCGCACCGGGCCAAGAGCGCCAGGAACAUGACCCCGGAGGAGAAGGCCAAGACACCGUGUAUGUUUUGGGCGUUCGGCGCCUGCAAAGGCGACCCUUGUCCCUGAAUCAGGAUGGCAAGAUCACCUGGCUUUGGGACACGGCAGCAGGUAGGCACUUGAUAGGUCGCCAGGCGCUUUCCUCCAAGGCCCUUUCCUGUGUCACCCGCUCCGAGACACCUGUUGGUUUUGCCACUGGUGGCGGCGCGCGUGAAGGCACUCACAGCCUCGCGUUUGAGGGCAGCCGGUUGUUACCUUCAGAAGAGCAGGUCUACGUACUUAAGGAGUGUCCACCAGCCUUUUCUGUAGGUAAAGCUGUCCUUGACGAGGGAUCCUUGUUUGUCUGGGACCCUCGAGAACACCGUCCGUACUUUGUGAAGAAAGAAGACGUGCACCGCUGCAAGCUUCGUAUCCCGCGCAAAGCGAGGAUCAAUGCGACCAGGGUCGUGGAAUAUGUCCCUCAGUUCGAGGAGACAUUGCGACCGGCAGCUGAAGCAAGCUAUCCUCGCACAACCUCUGGCGAUUAUGAUUGGGAAGCCGACGUCGUCGAGAAGCAUGCAGAGAAGAAGGCUGAAGCAAAGCGGCUUUUUCGCGAAGGCGCUGUAGGUGAGACAGCUGCCAGUGAGAGCUCCGAAGAAGAGCCCUUUCCUGAACUCUUCAAGGGAAAGCCCGCAAGCACGCAACAGCCUGCCGAAGGCACAGCCGCCAAGGAGGCUGCCUCAGGCGCCUCUAGUUCGCGUGAGGGGGCUGCUCCAAGCGCCCCUUCCACAGAGCAACCACCACCGUUGCCGCCUCCUCCAGAGCCCUACUCUAAGACCGAAGAACUUAGAGCCGAAGCCACUUCUGAGAAGCAUCUUAGGACCCACUUUCCUAAGAAUCCCUUCUGUAAGAUCUGUCACAUCGCCAAGACCACCUCAAUGCGUGUGGCUCAUAAGCCCGAUGCCAAGGCAGAUGACAUGAUUGAUGUCCCCCCUGCUCCGUUCCAACAGCUUGCCACUGAUGAUGUCAUCAUGGCAAAAGGUGAUGAACACCGAGGCAUAGGAACCGGAGGGGUUAAGUCACAUCAUGUAGUAAGGGAUGUUUUCUCAGGGGCUAGAGUUGCGUACCCUAUGACGCGUAGGGGUGCUCCCCAGCAUGCACGCAACUUCCGGCAUUUUAUAGGUCUAAGGGCAAACGAGAUGUCGCCGACCUGCCUCAUUAAACUAGAUGAAGCUGGCGAGUUGAUCGUAGCGGCGGAGGAGGUAGGCCUGACCCCGGAACCCUCUCUCCCUAACAGAUGGCCCCACAACGCCUUACUCGAGAGGGAUAUCCGCGAGGAAAAGGAAUGCUGCCGUGCUAUCCACCUCCAGAGUGGACUUCCUUACGACAUGCAUUCUUACUCGUACCCGUACGCGUGCCUUUCCUUGUCCUUUGACAGGACGGCACCGCUAGGGGGGGUCACGCAGUGGGAGGCCCUCACAAAGGAGCCCUUCAGUGGGAAGAGGGCCUGUUUUGGGCAACUUGUCUGGUACCGCUCUAAAGGUUCUAAGCGCACUCUUGAACCCAACAUGUCACCAGGUCUUUUCCUAGGGUGGCGGAUAGACGCAGGCAUGCGCUAUCGCAAUGUUGUUAAGGUUCUAGACUACAACGACUUUCGUGGUAAACGCAACACGUCUGUCCACGACGUGCCAGAACCUGAGUUGUACAUAGAGGACGGUCCGCCCAUCUUCCCAGUCGCGAAUGCAACCCGUAAGGCGCUAGUAGACGGCUCCACCUUGAGUGCUGCCUCCGGCGCACUCCCCGAGAUCCCAUUGCGGGAGAUUCCCUUUGCUCUUGAAAGCAUCGGGCCGCCGGCGCCCAGAACACCUGGCGUUAGGACGGUUUAUAUCACCGCCGAUAGGAUUGUUAAGUUCGGGGAGACGCCGGGUUGCUUAGCGUGUAGGGGAAAGGCCACAAAGCACACCGACACUUGCAGGGCACGCUUUGCCGAGCUUGUUAAAGCAGACAAGGAAGAAGCUGCUGCAAGGAGGGCUGCGCUUCGCGCCCUGGGUGAGUCACCAGAGACCCCCGCGCCUAGCGUUGCUCCGGAAACCCCUUUUCCAAGCACUGCUCCCGAAACUCCUGCUCCAAGCGUUGCACCCAGUACUCCAGUACCUCCAGCUUCCGCUACAGUGAGCGUUGUUUCUGCAGGCGCUGCUUUGCCACCGUGCACUGCCAGUGCCACGUGUCUCCUAGACACUGUGCGUGGAAAGGAGAACUUACCUGUGUUUGGUUUAGCUGCACCCUCUAUCGGGGAGGACAAACCACAAAAGAGAGGUAACAAGCGGAGGCGCGUGAACGAGGAGCUUGGAGUACCCCAUGUACGCCUCGCCAAAGAAACUUUGGACGUUGAGAACGAACUUGUGGCUGCCCAACUGCACGAACAGUUCAGUGCGUGUCCUAAGAGUCGCCUCUGGGUGUCUCUGCCGUGCACCUCUGGAUGCCAGUGGCAUCGCGUUCAGCUUAAGAGAGGUGGCGGCGAGUAUCGCGCACGACUCCUGCAAAAGAUUCAUAGGUCUAAGAAGUUGUUCGCACAGUUUGCUGAGCAUGCUAAGACCGCGCUUGACCUCGGGAUUGACGUCACGUUUGAGUGGCCGAGAUAUUCCGAUUCAUGGAAGAGGCCUGAUGUAAAGGAGUUCUUUAAGGACCCUAGGUUUAAGGUUGUUGACUUUGAUGGUUGUAUGUUAGGUGUGUCUGCUUCAGGGGGGCAGCCGGUUAAGAAACCAUGGCGCCUCAUGACAACAUCCGCAUCUAUCGUAUCAGCCUUUGAAGGGAUUACCUGCAACCAUGAUCCCAGUGAGCACGUUGAGGCUCGGGGAAAGGAUCUUGAACUCACUGGGUUGUACACGCAAGAGAUGUGCGAGCGCAUCGCCUUUGCCAUCAACCCCAGUAGGGCCUAUAUCUCGGUUCCUGCGAUGCCGAUCUUACCCACUUCCACAACUACUGAACACCGCGAAAAGGAACAGGAACUGAAGCACGUUUCCGCUCUCAGUGGAUACGAGGACCUUGCCGCCGUAAUAGAGUCCGACCAGGAAGCCUCUAAGCUUGUAGAAGAAGUCGUCGACCUUUCCGCCCUUAUGUGUGCAGUCCAUAGCAUACCUAAGGAAGCACCCUCAAAGGAAGUGUCUGCAAUGGUGACGAAACUUCUCUCUCGGGCCGAAAUGCUCUCCUCACCUGAGGCCCUCAAUGCGGUGAAACAGGAAGCAGACGGUCUUCGUGCAGUUCCUGUGUGGGACGAAACGAACCCGCAGGAAUACGCUAGCGUCCAAGCGCAAGCGCGCCGCACAGGCACUAAGGUACACUUCGGCAAGCUGAUGAGCAUUGCAUCCAUCAAGUUUUGGGAACUUGCCAAGCACCUUCAGAAGGUUAAAGGCCGAAUCGUGUACCGAGGUGACUGUGCGAAGGACGAGGAGGGCGCCGCAGCGGUUUACAGAGAGUUAGGUGCAAACCCCACCUCUGUUCAGGGACUUAAUGCCUGUUUAGCUUACGGUAGCUUACCUGGCCAUCAGUCUAGUGCCGCAGACGCCGUCAAAGCGUAUGUGCAAGCUCUUCUUAAAUCCAAGUACCAAACAUGGAUAGAGCUACCGCCUGAACUUCGUCCUGCUUGGUGGCGUGAGUGUUUUGCAAAGCCAGUAGUGCUGCUUUUACGCGCACUGUACGGCCACCCAGAAGCGGGCGGACUUUGGGAGAAACACCUUAAAGGGGUUCUCAAGAGUAUGGGUGGACAAGAACUGCCGGAAUAUCCAGGUAACUUUUGGUUCCCUGAAACUAAGCUCCUUCUUUCCACUUACGUUGAUGAUCUUACCCUCUCUGGACCACAGGAGGAGCACCAACCCUUUUGGGAUGCUUUAUGUAAGGUUGUUGAUGUAGAACCACCAGAGCCUGUGUAUCGGAUCUUAGGUCGCAAUCAUUGCACUAUCAACGCCGAGCCAGAAGGCACCGAGAAUGCUGCCCUAGGCGCAUUAAAGGGUGCCAUGGCGUUUGAUAUGUUUGACUACACGCAACAGACCGUAGACCUUUACAAGGGCCUCACUGGCCUUAAGGCUCUAAAACACGCUGCCACUCCCUUUGCUCCAGAGGCUUCACUUCCCGUGAGCCAGGAGGAGAUCGCUGGGGAGCUUGCUCCUAAUGCAUGUGACCUCGCGACCAAGGUACAAAAGUGGUCGAGGAACGAUGAUAAAAAGCUUCUUCGCCUGAUAAGCUACAUCGAUUCCACUAAGACCCACCGCCUUGUAGGCGCUGUGUCGGACGGGCCAAGGGAGCUGCAUCUUGCGCUCUACGUCGAUGCUGACUUUGCAGGGGAAAGGGACGAUGCUAAGUCCACUAGUGGUGGCUUCUUAGUCCUGAAAGGUCCCAACACCUUCUUUCCUCUUGCAUGGGUGUCCAAGCUGCUAAGUUUCUUAAUUCACGGGGAUCAAAGCGGCCCUCGGGAACUAAGGGUGUCCGGUUGUCCCAAAUUGUUGUUCUCGUCGCUUGUUGGCUGA